AUGGAAAUUAAUAGGAUAUUAGGUGGAAUUUAUUUAAGUUCUUAUCAACCUUUAGCGAUUGGUAUGGACUUGAAAAAAAAUCAUAAUAUCACCAGCAUUUUGUCUAUAAUAUCUGGUGAAAUCCCAGUUUAUUAUAAGAAAAAUUAUAGAUUUAAACAGUUUCAAAUUAACGAUGAUUCAUCGACAAAUAUCUUAAAAAUAAUCCCAAUUUCAAAUCAGUUUAUUGAUUCUGUUUUAUUCAAUUCCAUCUCUUCCUUUUCUUUUUCUUCUAAUAAUAACAAUAAUAACAAUAAUAAUAACGACCUAAAGCAUGAAAACAACUUAUUAAUCCACUGCUCAGCUGGUUUAUCAAGAAGUGUUGCAAUCUUAAUAGCUUAUCUCAUGUGGAAAUAUAAGUUCUCCUAUAAAAUUGCCUUAUAUUCAAUACAAAGAAAAAGACCUUCGGCUCAACCAAAUCAAUCUUUUGAAUUUCAAUUAAAAUUAUACGAAAAAAUUUUAAAAUCUCAUAAUCAUAAUCAAAAUUACAAUAUUUUGCAAAACGACUUAUACCUCGAUUGGCUUUUUAAUUUCAACUUAAAUUUAAACUUGAACAAAUCCAACUUUUUAAACUCAAAUAAUCAAAAUUCAAAUAAUCAAGAUUUAAAUAAUCAAAAUAACAUUGAUUCUAACAAAACACUUUCUAUCUACUUACGUUGUAAAAACUGUCGUCAUGUUUUAAAUCAAGAAAAGAAAUCUUUCACUUUAUCAAAUAAUAAAUUGGUUUUCAAAUCCCCUUUAAACUGGAUGAAAGAUCAACUACAGAUCGAAAAUAGCCAGCUGUUAACUUCAAACAUGAGAAGGUUUUGCUGCCCAAAUACAAAGUGCAGAAAAAAAAUCGGUGGCUUCCAUUUAGCUCAAAACCAAGAAAACCUCUUUUAUUUGAUUCCCUCAAAAGUCGAUCAAUUUAAUUUAAUAUGAUAUAUUAUAAAACAAAGAUUCAUGCCUUGGAACGAUUUCUUUCAAUAAUUAAAAAAAAUAAUAAAAAGAAAAGAAAAAUGAUUGUAUAAAAAUAAAGACAGAUAAUAUAAUAAGUUGUGUGAAAAC
Molecule: messenger RNA, 1083 nt
Organism: Ascoidea rubescens DSM 1968
Lineage: Eukaryota; Fungi; Ascomycota; Saccharomycetes; Ascoideales; Ascoideaceae
Product: phosphatases II
Exons: 1
Coding region: 1-957 (318 amino acids)
Biological process (GO): protein dephosphorylation
Cellular component (GO): nucleus
Molecular function (GO): protein tyrosine/serine/threonine phosphatase activity
Source: RefSeq, a predicted model, not a curated record